AUGGACCUGACGGCCAAGAUGGAGCUGACGGUGAGCCAGCAGCAGCUGAUGCCCUCCGCGUGCUUCUUCUCGGCCGCGGCGGCGGCGCAGAGCAUCCAGCUGAGCCCGAGCGGCGGCGGCGGCGCGAGCGGCGGGAAGUCCGCGUGCAAGCAGCCCAAGAGGCAGCGCUCCUCGUCCCCGGAGCUGCUGCGCUGCAAGCGGCGGCUCAACUUCGCGGGCUUCGGCUACACGCUGCCGCAGCAGCAGCCGCACGCCGUGGCGCGCAGGAACGAGCGCGAGCGCAACCGGGUCAAGCUGGUCAACAACGGCUUCGCCACCCUGCGGGAGCACGUGCCCAACGGCGCCGCCAACAAGAAGAUGAGCAAGGUGGAGACGCUGCGCUCCGCCGUGGAGUACAUCCGCGCGCUGCAGCAGCUGCUGGACGAGCACGACGCCGUGAGCGCCGCCUUCCAGUCCGGCGUCCUGUCGCCCACCAUGUCGCAGGGAUACUCCGCGGACAUGAACUCCAUGGCGGGCUCGCCCGUGUCCUCCUACUCGUCGGACGAGGGGUCGUACGACCCGCUGAGCCCGGAGGAGCAGGAGCUGCUGGACUUCACCAACUGGUUCUGAGCAUCCGCGCGAGAUAUGAGUGGAUGGACUGAACUGACCGUCGUCCCGCCGCUUGGGAUGGUCCCGGAGGAGAACCACAUGCACUGCACACGCGUUUUGGUCGGCGCGUCCCGCGCGCACGGUCCUCCCCAUGCGGGGCCUGAGACACUGGAGGGGAAAACCAGGCCACAGAUCAGCGCCAAAGGAUUUAAAAGGAAGUCGGGUCUCCUGACAGCGUGGGAAUCCCAGCUACUGUGCAUUUUGUCCAUGAUAAACACAAAAAACUCAAUUCAUGCGCUCCAGCAGCACAUUUAAAAAGAACAUUAUUUAAUACGUCGCUUUUUCAACUAUGCUAAUCCAAUCACACAACACCAACCCUUUGGCAAACCUCUCAGAAAAAUGCUUCCAAGUUGCGGAUUUAUUCUAUGAAAUUCUAUAUCAAACGCUUUUUUUGAAAUAUAUUAAGAUAUUUUUGUAUGUAAGAGAUUUAUAGAUGUUUUGUACACAUCCUUUUUGUAUAUAUUUUGUCAAUAUAUUGCGAAGUUGCUUCUAUACCUCCUGCCUGUGUAGACGUGUAGUCUAUUAUUCUCUGGCUCUUCUUGUUUGUGAGGUUUCCAGACGGGGUUUGAUACUCCUGAUGUGUUUAUUCGAGCACCGACGUGUCUUAUUUAAUAGUGAAACCAUGUUUUUGCAUUAUUUUGUGUCACAAUGAUCAAAUCCUUAUGCAGCUAUUGUCCAAACAGAGUGCAAUAGCGAUGCAUUGUCUCCACAUGUUGGAAAUGCGAAGUCCUAUAACCAUAUUUUCUACACUCUAGUCCAAGAAUAA
This is a messenger RNA of Salarias fasciatus (jewelled blenny), 1414 nucleotides long. RefSeq names its product achaete-scute family bHLH transcription factor 1a (gene ascl1a). The record is from RefSeq and is a predicted model, not a curated record. The transcript is spliced from 2 exons. Gene Ontology annotation, cellular component: RNA polymerase II transcription regulator complex. Lineage: Eukaryota; Metazoa; Chordata; Actinopteri; Blenniiformes; Blenniidae. Gene Ontology annotation, biological process: sensory organ development; regulation of neurogenesis; neuron differentiation. Gene Ontology annotation, molecular function: RNA polymerase II transcription regulatory region sequence-specific DNA binding; DNA-binding transcription factor activity, RNA polymerase II-specific; protein dimerization activity. Bases 1 to 609 code for a protein of 202 amino acids.